GCAGGUUUCUCUUUUCUUUCCCUCGCUCCUCUGCACCUGGGCGGCUGGCGGGGUUCGGCACUUUGGGGGAACAUGGCCUGGUCCCUAGGAAGGCUGGGCGGGAGCCGCUUCUGGAGCAUGGCGCUGGGGUGCGGCAGCCCGCGGCCGCGCGCCUGGCCCCCAGGCCCCAUGGCUGGACGCUUCUGCCUGACUCCCCUCGGAGGGGCUGGCUCCGGCCGCACUCGGGGGCUGGGCUACGGCCCCGGCACUGCAGGAGCCGGGGUCGGCGGCGGGGGCGGAGCGAGGAGAGCCCCUUGGCUGGUGGCAGGGCUGGCGGCGGGGCUGGCGGGGGUGGCCGCAGCCUCUCUCCAGCACCUGGCGCGGGCCGAGAUGGUGCCCAGAACGGAGGGCGCCUCCGGCGUUCUGGGCAGAGCGGACGAGCUGGCCCUGCGCUGCAGCUCCUUCAUGGCCCAGCCCGUGACUGCCCUGUCCGAGCUGCGGGCCCGGACGGGGGACAUGAAGACCCAGAUGGAGCUGCUGAUCAUGGAGACCCAGGCGCAGGUGUGCCGAGCGCUGGCGCAGCUGGACGGGGGCGCCAGCUUCUCCGUGGAUCGCUGGGAGAGGAAGGAAGGAGGAGGUGGUAUCAGCUGUGUGCUACAAGAUGGUCAUGUCUUUGAAAAAGCUGGAGUCAGUGUUUCUGUAGUUCAUGGGACUCUUUCUGAGGAAGCAACAAAACAAAUGAGAAGCAGAGGAAAGGUCCUCAAGACCAAAAAUGGUCAGUUGGCCUUUUCUGCUAUGGGAGUGAGCUCUGUCAUCCACCCCAAGAAUCCUCAUGCGCCCACCUUUCAUUUCAACUAUAGAUAUUUUGAAAUAGAAGACGCCGAUGGUAACAAGCAAUGGUGGUUUGGUGGUGGAUGUGAUCUUACUCCAACUUAUUUAAACCAAGAGGAUGCUGUACACUUCCAUAAAACCUUAAAGGAUGCUUGUGACCAGCAUGAUCCAAGCCUCUACCCUAAGUUUAAAAAAUGGUGUGAUGACUACUUUGUUAUAAAGCAUCGAGGAGAGAGAAGGGGAAUUGGGGGUAUAUUCUUUGACGAUCUUGACUCCCCAUCCAAGGAAGAUGUAUUUCAUUUUGUCCAAAGCUGUGCCCGUGCUGUUGUACCUUCUUACAUUCCCUUGGUGAAAAAACACUGUAAUGAUCCAUUCACACCUCAGGAGAAACAGUGGCAGCAGCUUCGGAGAGGGAGGUAUGUGGAAUUUAACCUGCUGUAUGAUAGAGGCACAAAAUUUGGACUCUUCACUCCAGGAUCUAGGAUUGAAAGCAUUCUUAUGUCUUUGCCCCUGACUGCCAGAUGGGAAUACAUGCAUGCACCUUCAAAGAAUUCCAAAGAAGCUGAGAUCCUAGAAGUCCUACACCAUCCCAAAGACUGGGUGCACUGAUGCGCAAAGAGCAGACUUCCUGUGGUCAAAGGAAAAUUGGCGUGUAUGAACUAUGUCCUCUAGGCUCCCUGCAGCUACCAUCAUGUGGCAGUUUAAUGGACUGAGUGCCUUAAAUCAGUCAGGAGCUAAUAAUCUGUAAAUUCUUUAACCUGCAACUGAAGAGUUGGGGGUGUCUGCCCCCCUGUUUAUCAUCACUUACUCAAUGGUGUUUUUUGCCAAUUGUGCAAUGUCCAGGUGAUGGUUUGGUUUUGUUUUUAAAAAGCUAAAGAACUGCUAAAAACUGAUGAUUUUAGUGAUAUUUUCCUGUGGUUUUUCUAUUGUAAAAUAUAAAACUGGUUUCAGAAUGGUAUGUGAUUUUCACAAGUGGCAAAUUGAACAACUCUCAGGACUGGAAUAAAUUGUGUCAGGAAGUUUUUUGUUGGAGAAAAUUCUUGGCAAAUUAUUUUGAUGUAUUUUUUUUAAAGUUCUGUAUUUUAUCUGAAAACAGGUCUUUAUUAUUCUUGAAGUUUCCCAGAUCAUAUCCCUUUCUUAUAUUAAAUGUAAAUAAGGACUUAGAGAUGAAAACAUGAUAUUUUGUUUGGGUAGAAAAUGUUCUCAUGCGUAUUUGUUUUUGAUUGCAUAACUAUAGAUAUGUGAUUUUAAUAGUAAUUUUUACAAUCUCCCAUAAAGUAUCUGACUGGACUUGAAAACAGAAUAGCUGAACUCUGAUAAUACAAAAAAUAAAAGCUCUGCAAUUCUUUUCCUUU
Molecule: messenger RNA, 2165 nt
Organism: Vombatus ursinus (common wombat)
Lineage: Eukaryota; Metazoa; Chordata; Mammalia; Diprotodontia; Vombatidae
Gene: CPOX
Product: coproporphyrinogen oxidase
Exons: 7
Coding region: 73-1419 (448 amino acids)
Cellular component (GO): mitochondrial intermembrane space; cytoplasm
Molecular function (GO): coproporphyrinogen oxidase activity
Source: RefSeq, a predicted model, not a curated record